Messenger RNA from Ooceraea biroi (clonal raider ant), 5067 nucleotides. It is a transcript of the gene Regnase-1, whose product is annotated as zinc finger CCCH-type containing protein regnase 1. NCBI's taxonomy places the organism in Eukaryota, Metazoa, Arthropoda, Insecta, Hymenoptera, Formicidae. Gene Ontology annotation, cellular component: cytoplasmic ribonucleoprotein granule; nucleus. Gene Ontology annotation, molecular function: metal ion binding; RNA endonuclease activity; mRNA binding. The record is from RefSeq and is a predicted model, not a curated record.
UAUUUUUAUCGUUUCAACGUUUUUAAUCUCUGAUCUUUCUGGUAAAAAUUAAAUGUACAACGAAUAUUCGUAAAGUAAUAUUUGUUUGCUUUCAGUUUUGAUAACUUGGUGCAUCGUUAUAUGGAUGGUAACACCUUCCUUUUCAUUUUACUUGUCAAUGUUACAUAACUCUAAAAUAGAGAUUGAAAGAAUAGCCUGUUUUCAUCAGGCCAUUAUUGAAACUUUAAUUAAUAAUCAAAAUUAAUGAUUAAGACUGAUCAGAAUCUUUAACAAUGAUAAAAUAUAAAUUUUUAAGUAUAACAUUCAUUAUAUUUUUCUCAUUUUUGUUACUGAAAAGUCCGACUGUGCACCGCCGCGCCGGUCACAAAACAAAAGCAAGCGAAGUUUCGCGCAAAGCGUUGUUUGCGCGCUUGCGGAAGCGUCGGCGCCUCUCGUCUGUGCGAAACGUUUCCUCCUUCGGUAGGAGGGGUUGCUGUCCUCGGGAAGAACUGAAGAACGCCUCAGUGCGAUGCACGUCGCUCCUCGCGCGGUGUUGCGCUCGGCUCGUGACAGCGUCGCCGUGAUCCCGCGCGGAGGCACGGGCGCGCGCGAUGUCGCGGCAUGAUGGGCGACGAUACCGCGCGAUCAGCCACGUGCCACAUCCGUCUGGCGCAUCGGCACGUCGAGCCGUUGCGCGGCCACGCCGCGGAGAUCGCGCGGCUCUUCAACGUGAAGCUGCUGCUGCCGCCGCCGCCGGGAGCGAGCGGAGCGCGGACGCGUUCCGUGCCGCGCGGCGGCCAGAAUGCGAAUGAUCUGUUGCUCGUGCCGUUGCAACGGAUCCUUUCCGGAUGCGCCGCCGACACCGUAGAAGGGGGGAGCCAGUCGAGUGCGAUGCACGAGAUCGCUGCCGGAGUCCAGAGAUACGUGGACUGCACUGUACUGGGUACGGGCAGCAUGCCGGACGCUGAGGACUCGUCGUACGACAGCGAUUACGAGACCGAGGAUGCAACAACGGUGACAACGACGACGGGGACGACGAUGCCGGGAACGGCGGCGACGCGACGUCCACGUGCGGAGUCGCAGGUGUCCUCGGCGGCGCAUUCGGACGUGUCUCGCACCGCGUCUGACACUCUGGCAGCCGAGUUCGCUGAGUAUGUCACCAUCCAAGGACCGUCGCCCACGCAAAGUCCCGGUUACACCGCCCGCGUGGAGUUUGCCUUGAAGCUGGGUUACACCGAGAGACUGGUACAGGCGGCUCUGCAAAAGUUAGGCCCGGAUCCAGGCCAGAACGAACUGUUGGCCGAACUGAUCAAGCUUGGAGCUACCUGUUCGCCGAGGCUCAGCGACGGUCCCGAGGAGAGCGAUGGUCUUUUAGAUGCCGAGAUGGGCGCCGAUGAAGGCGGAGGAUCGAUUUUGGCCACGACAAUGGCGACGGCGACGAAUACGACCUCAUCGGCGGGGCUGAGGCCCGUCGUCAUCGACGGCAGCAAUGUCGCUAUGAGCCACGGCAACAAAGAGAUGUUCUCCUGCCGCGGCAUCAAGAUCUGCGUCGACUGGUUCCGUGCCAGGGGCCACAAGGAGAUCACCGUCUUCGUACCCAAGUGGCGGAAGGAGGCGUCCAGACCUGAUAAUCCGGUCGCUGAUCAGGAGAUCCUGGGUGAACUUGAGAAAGACCGUUUGCUGGUCUUCACACCGUCCAGGUUGGUGGGUGGGAAGCGUAUGGUAUGCUACGACGAUCGGUACAUUCUCAAGCUGGCUGCGGAAGUCGAUGGUAUCGUCGUCAGCAACGACAAUUACCGCGAUUUGGCACAGGAAAAUCCUGAGUUCAGAAAGGUAGUCGAGGAAAGGAUCCUGAUGUACAGCUUCGUGAACGAUCGAUUUAUGCCGCCGGACGAUCCGCUCGGCAGGAGCGGGCCUACAUUGGAUAAUUUCCUCAGGAUCGCUCCUAAAAAGAUCGAUCCGGCGCCUCCGUGUCCUUACGCCAAGAAAUGCACGUACGGCAACAAGUGCAAGUUCCGACAUCCCGAGAGGGGUCCACACCCGCACAAGUCUGUGACGGAACGACUGGUGGAGCAUGCCCAGCGUCACCUGCAGGCCCGUGGGCCCAGCUUGAGCCUACCGCUGCCAUCCACGACCGCGUCCGUCCCCUCGCAGCAUCCACCGCUCUGCAAGGCCAGGUCGGCUCUGCCACCGAAUGUUGUUCAAUCCUUGUCUUCCGUUCCGAAGAGCCGAUCAGUAGAGAACGUCACGUCCGAUUUGUCCGCAACUAGUCCCGCCAUGUACAGCCAGCCGAUGCCUAUUGUGCAGAAUGCUCAAGGCUAUCCCUCUACAGUGAAUUGGGCCGCGCCGAGAGUGAGUAACCCCGAGCCAGAGCCGGCAAACAUGCAUCGUAAAUUGCAACGGCAGCUGACUCUGAACCCGGCGUGCGAUCCGCGGCUUUAUCAGCUCAGGCGAUAUCAUCAUCAGCAGCAGCAGGCCGGUCAGUCACCGCCGCAGCAGCAACAGCAAUCAGUCAUCAGCCCUCCGCGCUCCAGUAUGCAACACCGACCGUUGACGAGACACGCCAGCAACGAGUCGUCCUAUCCAAUUACUGCCAUGAGCUGGGAUCACCCCGAUCGGCUUCAGCAUCAUCACCAGCACGUGACGCGCAUCGCUUCUGCCCCGGAUUCUUACAGAGCGUGGCCACCACGCGGUACCACUCUGGUGCCGCCGUCACGGGUGCAGAGGCUCGGCACUUCGGAUCCCCAGCUGAACCUGCUGCCGUCACCGCCGCCCACGAGUUUGCACGUGCCCUGGGGCACGCAGGCUCAGGACGCGCGACGUCGUCUGCACUAUCAUCUCGCCAACAUUUUUCCUGAGGAACAGGUGCAAGCCGCCAUGGCGCUUCAUCCCCAUGAAACCGACGCGCAGCAGAUCUGCGCUGCCAUUCUGGCGAUGUUUCCCAAGACUUAGAGCUGAAGAAUAACGCGGCUGCGUUAUUUUUCCGUUAAUAUCUUGCACAGGAUCUUCGCAGGUCCGAGCGAUUAUAAAUUGGAGAACCACGCAUGUGCAUGAGUAGUUUUUCCACGUAGGCGUAUAGUACAGAAAAAUAUCUUUGUGCAGAGCAUAACGCGAGUAUACCAUCAAUUACUACAUCAAUUGUGCUUGUAUCGAAGAUAUUGGUUGCUCCAGUGGUUAAAAAAAUAUUUUUGGAACGUCACGCGUGUUUGGAUUUCGAAAAUUUGAUAACUUUAACUGCGCGUUUUCAUCCUGCUAGCCAACGGCCAGUAUCCUACGGACAGAGAACGCGAGAAGUGUAACUUAGCAAUGUAGAAGUAGCGCGGAAAGCCAAGAAACAUUUUUCACAUAUUUUUCAUCUUCGCAUUGAAUUUCGAAAAAUAAUUAAGACGAGACGAGGAACGCGCUUCUGCAAGCAGCGCAGCGUUAGCCCAGGGCAUUACAACUCGAGCGUUUGUUGUUACGUUAUUCGGGGUGCAAGCGGUGAGAGGAUCUGUAUUUUAAUCUCGUCGUUUUUUCAUCUAGUAAAUCUCGGUGAUUAUUGUCGUCUCACAUUGAGCCGAUCAACUUUUGUCUCUUCGAUCACACUCGCGAAAUUGUCUCGCUUUGCCACUGAGAAGAGUAUUUAAAAGUAUAUCUGAAAGAAACAUUUUGAACGAGGCAAUCAGAAUAUAAAAUGCUCAUUAUGUUAUUUAAUAAACAGUAUAUUUUAAAAAAUAAUGUAUAUUUACAGUAUAGUUUGCUAAAUUUGUAUAAUUACGCCUUGUAUACACACACAUAUACUCUUAAUAAAUGAGGAAUAAAAUCCAUCUCACGAGACGAUAUUGCGAGUGUCGGUCGUUCACAUUAGCGGCUGUGAAUUAUGGAAAGCCUGUAUACACGCAUAGUUAUAUAUGUAUAUAUACAUGCAUAUAUAUAUAUGUAUGUAUGUAUGUAUGUAUGUAUGUAUAUGUAUGUAUAUAUAUAUAUAUAUAUUCGAUAUAUAUGUAUAUCGCCUAGCGAUAUUAAUAUAAUUCAUAUUAAUAUAAUACAUAAUAUAUAUGUAUGCACGAAACAUUUCGGUGACCUGAAACAGGACAAGUAUAUCGUGCAAAUUGUACGAAGACUAAUUAAUACUUAACCGACUUUUAUAUAUCGCUGUUUUUUGCCUUAUAGUGGAGCACGUUAUAUAGUAUUUUAACUCGUUGGACUAUUUAAUUGUUUGAUGUGCCUGUAAAACAUGCGAGUAAAUUAAUUCAGUCAUCUUAUGAACUUUGAUGAAGUUUGAUUAUUUCUAUUUAAUUUGUGAAUUUCAGUUUUGAGAGAUGAAUAAUAUGCAACUUUGUGCAAAUCACAGAAUGAUAAGUAAAAUAAAUUGAUGGUCCAGCCAGUUAAAAUUAAUCCUUUCAUGCUAGAUAUUCUUAUGUUUGCAAUAAAUAUAUAUCAAAGUAUUUUCCAAUAAUAACUAAAAACUGAAUAAUUAUUUUACAACUAUCACGUUUAAAAAUAUUGUUUUAUAUAAUAAUAUGACCAUAACUGAAUUGUCAGGGAAAGGACUGUGAAAAAGCAGGAAGAAAAAUAAUUCAGAAAGAAUAUUUGUGCUUUAAUAGAAAUUUUAAAAAAUUCAAUGUAAAGAGUGAUAUUCUGCGACUCGCUACUAGCAUGAAGGAUUCUUUGAAUUUUUGCAAAUAUUGCGCCUGCUCCUUUUGUUCUCUUUAUUCGUGUUUAUUUAACAAAUGGCAUAUAAGAUUUUAAUAUAUACAUAUGCGUAUGUUGUGGCAUGUGUAUACAUGUACAUGAUAAAAUCCCCCUUCGUGAACGCAAUACCGUGUAUUGCUGAAGAUCUGCGAAUUGCAAAGUGAAUGCUAUUACGUAUGUUGCAUCGAACAAAAACAGAACGGAACAUAUUAUUCACAUUUGUAAACUAAAAAGAAGGAAGCGAUAAUCGUUUCGGUUGUGGAAGACGAUUAUUAUUAAUAUUAUUAAUUUUUAUAAUCAUGUUAAUCUAUUAAAUAUUAUAUAUAUGUAUAUAUAUCUAUCAAAUUUGUAUCAAUGUUAUUGCGAAUGGAUAUAUAUUGCAAAUAAAUGUUUUUUUAUUUACAUUGUUAGCGA